CUCGACUAUAGUAAGAACAUUGGCUGGACAAGACAACGGAACGAUGCGCACUUACCACCUGAAUCUAUUAGUGCUAAGUGCCGGCCUACUGGUCCUGCUGGCCAAAUCGGGCACUACGGCCCCCCAAGCGGAUGGGGAUGUACAGCAACUGACUCUACAGGAUGUAAAUCAGGCGGAGGAGCAGCAGGAGAUGCCGGGUGUGCGCCUGGCCAGGCAAUUCGGAUUCGGCCGUGGAGGAUUCGGCAGAGGACGCGGCGGAUUUGGCGGAAGGAGAGGCGGUGGAUUCUGCUGCGGCGGCGGUGGAUUCCGGAGACCCGGUUUCGGUGGCGGCGGAUUCGGUAGGUUCGGUGGAUUCCCACCGCCACCGCCCUUCUUCGGUGGCCCCUUCUACGGCUAGGUGUUAUUACUUUAAUGUGCAUAUAUGUGAUACGAUCAGACCAAGAUUAGCUGCUAAUAAAUCAACAAGAGCUGCUGCUCUAAUUAUCCUACCAACUGCAAAA
Molecule: messenger RNA, 500 nt
Organism: Drosophila yakuba
Lineage: Eukaryota; Metazoa; Arthropoda; Insecta; Diptera; Drosophilidae
Product: glycine-rich RNA-binding protein GRP2A
Exons: 1
Coding region: 44-397 (117 amino acids)
Source: RefSeq, a predicted model, not a curated record